Molecule: messenger RNA, 293 nt
Organism: Didymodactylos carnosus
Lineage: Eukaryota; Metazoa; Rotifera; Eurotatoria; Philodinida; Philodinidae
Source: the annotation of a GenBank genome assembly
AUGUUACCGAAGGCACAAUAUAUGGCACUCUCAGCCGCUCAAAAGCGUGCUGUUAAAGCUAAGCUUGGUAUGGUCCCUCGUCGUGCUCCAGCGAAGAGGGCAAGAGUUGCCCCUAGAAGAGCUCAAGCGACUCUAGGAUCAAGAGCAGGUCGUUAUUUGGGAUCAUUGGUCCCAUACGCACCUGGAAUUGGUGCUGAAGUUGGAUCUUGUCUAGGAGAUGCGGCCCAUAAAGGCAUAGCAUCGGUAUUUGGACAAGGAGAUUAUGCUCUAGCCAACUUCAGGGUGAAAGAGAA